Messenger RNA from Musa acuminata subsp. malaccensis (wild Malaysian banana), 1371 nucleotides. Its product is annotated as biotin carboxyl carrier protein of acetyl-CoA carboxylase 1, chloroplastic. Gene Ontology annotation, cellular component: acetyl-CoA carboxylase complex. The record is from RefSeq and is a predicted model, not a curated record. NCBI's taxonomy places the organism in Eukaryota, Viridiplantae, Streptophyta, Magnoliopsida, Zingiberales, Musaceae. Gene Ontology annotation, biological process: fatty acid biosynthetic process. Gene Ontology annotation, molecular function: acetyl-CoA carboxylase activity.
UUAAAUCUCCGCUACUCCCCUCUCCGAUGUCUUCGCUCCAUGAUCCGUCCCUUCUCGUCUCACCUCUGCCAUCUCAUUCCGCUUCUCCGAUCCGAGCUGCUUCCCAUUCUGCCACUAGGGUUGCGCUCGUGAUCCGAUCACUCUUUGUUCCUUGCCGGAUCUUGGAUCUCUGGUUUGAUGGCGUCCAUCUCUGUUCCGUGCCCAAAGUGCUCUGUGAUCCCUCGGAAUUGGGCUACUAAGUCGAGCCCCUUGGCCUCGUUUUCGAAUCCGCCGCCCUCUUCGGUCUCGGGAUCUGCCUGGCUUCCUUCGUCGAAGGAUUCUACAAGUAGACAUUAUCCCAUUUUAAAGGCUCAUUUUCAGGAGGUAACUGUUGAAACUUCAUCAAAUUCUUCACCUAUAGCAUGGACAAAGUCAGAGACUUUACCUAUAAAGAUUAAAGAUGCUGGCGUCGUAGAGGAAUCUGGUGGUCCAAAUGAAGUAACAGAUUCAACCAUAUCUACAUUCAUGGCUGAAGUUUCAAGUCUUGUUAAGCUUGUGGACUCGAAAGAUAUAACAGAACUGCAUUUAAAGAAGGACGGAUGUGAGCUCCUAAUAAAAAAACACGAGGCUUUACCUCAGCCACCGGUUGCUGCUUCUCCUGUGAUAAUGCACUAUCCGCAGGCUAUGCUUCCACCCCAACCUACCAAUCCUCAAGCUGUCCCUCCUGCACAAGUUAAUUCAGCACCAGCUCUUCCGCCGCCUUCAGCAACAGCCGGAAGCAAGUCAUCGAUUCCACCUCUGAAAUGUCCCAUGGCAGGCACAUUUUAUAGAUGCCCAGCUCCCGGGGAGCCUCCAUUCGUUAAGGUUGGUGACAAGGUCCAAAAAGGGCAGGUUGUUUGCAUCAUCGAGGCUAUGAAAUUGAUGAAUGAAAUUGAGUCUGAUCAAUCCGGAACAGUGGUGGAGAUUAUUGCUGAAGACGGAAAACCAGUCAGUGUUGACUCGCCUUUGCUCGUAAUUCAGCCUUGAAAGAUUGGAUGUGGAGAUGAUUAGUUUUGUGUCAGUCUAUGACAUAUAUUUAGUUUGCCACCCAUCUUCAACACACUGUUUUCAUAUCAUUGUGAAUUACUCUGGGGAAUAAGUUAAAUGAGCGUGGGUGAUGAAAGAAGCUGUGAUUGGACACGCCCUACUAAACAAAGACCUUUCGUAUGAAAAAGAUUGAAAAGACUAGAGAUUGAUUUGUAAGUUAUGUUGCCUCUGCCAUUCAUUCUCUGGUCCGAUAGUAAUGAGAUACGUUGUAUGCAUGAAAACUCUAUGUUUCCAAUACUGAUUCCUUUGUGUCUAAUCUCUUACGGUUGGGAAGGCAUUUGAGAUAUAGAGUUGUGGUUCGUGGCA